Molecule: messenger RNA, 1380 nt
Organism: Lachancea sp. 'fantastica'
Lineage: Eukaryota; Fungi; Ascomycota; Saccharomycetes; Saccharomycetales; Saccharomycetaceae
Source: the annotation of a GenBank genome assembly
AUGAGCUUGCCAGAGACUUUCAAAAACAACGAUGAGGGCACCUUUGGUGCUUAUACUGCUAGUUCAAGAUGGCCAAUCAUCGUGGGUAAUGCCAUUGAAGAUAUGGAGACAGAACUGAGCACUAUCGAACCUAGCUCUGAUGCAUUCAGAGAUGGCCAGACAAUCAAGGACCAAUUGGUUUUAUUAAGGCAGGAGAUAAAAUCCGACAAACCGAUAAGGGCCUUCACGCCGGAGGAAAUAAGUAUUGCACAGGUCCCAGAGUCCUUCAAUGACGUUAUUAGUUCGACACCACAAACCUGGCAAACAGGUGGAUGGCUUUUCUGUGAGAUCUACCUGUAUCGCCGGGUCAAUGUUUUGUUUCGCAGCUACAAGUCUUGGGCUCAUUUCGACAUCUUCAACAGGCUAAAGCAGUCCACUUUCCAGAAAUCUAUGGUUGGCGUUGUGGAGCUAGCCACGCGGUACCGUAAACUGGAAUCUCAGUUGAAGCAGGCGGACUCCGAAACACUUGAAAUUCUAUUCAAAGAGUUUAUCGAGAUCUCACUGUGGGGCAAUGCCACGGAUCUCUCUCUCUUGACCAACGCGACCUUAGAGGACAUCAAGUCAUUACAAGGUGAAGAAGCAAGAAAGGCCUCUGAAUCCAAGAUCUUGGUCAACGACACCAGCAAGGCUUGGGCUCAAUUGAACUCGUCCAAAUCAAAGCAGGUUGACUUUGUUCUCGACAACUCUGGUUUCGAAGUCUAUGCCGAUCUGAUGUUAGCACUUUUCUUACUUGACACUGGCAUUGCAAAAAAAUGCAUUUUCCACGCUAAGGAUAUCCCAUAUAUGGUGAGUGAUUGCAUGAUCAAGGACUAUGAGUUAUUACUAGAAGACAUGAGUUCCCCAGAUUUUUUCGACUUGACAGCCCUUGAAGGUGAUGCUCAAAGUGGUCGGGAUUCAUUGCUAUUUCUAGUCAAGACCCUCAAGCAACAUGUCGCUUCCGGUCAACUCGCAUUUACCGAAGAUCCCUUCUGGACCUUAGACUUGGACUACAGUCAUAUUGAUCCAUCUGAGACCAAAUAUGGUGGAGCUCAAAUUCACAGCAAGCUCUUGCACAGUGAUCUGGUAAUAUUUAAAGGUGACUUGAACUACAGGAAAUUGACGGGUGAUAGGAAAUGGCCUCGCACCACCGAAUGGAAGACUGCUAUCGGGCCUUUAGCCAAGAACGGUGUGAAAACAUUAAGUUUGAGAACAUGUAAAGCGGAUGUCGUUGUUGGAUUGGCUCCCGGUACCGACGAAAAGCUAUGUUCUUUGUGGGAAGCUGAGAAAAAGACCGAACCUGCAUCAUGGUGGUCUUCGAGUGGUAAAUAUGCUGUCAUCUGCUUCUGUGAUGGUCAGCAGUAA